Molecule: messenger RNA, 1308 nt
Organism: Populus euphratica (Euphrates poplar)
Lineage: Eukaryota; Viridiplantae; Streptophyta; Magnoliopsida; Malpighiales; Salicaceae
Product: ALA-interacting subunit 5-like
Exons: 8
Coding region: 65-1111 (348 amino acids)
Cellular component (GO): plasma membrane; endoplasmic reticulum; Golgi apparatus
Source: RefSeq, a predicted model, not a curated record
AUAUUUUAUUUUUAUAUUGAGGCUUGGUUUGAUGUGAGAAUAAAAAACAAAAAUAAAAUAAAACAUGAAAGCAGCAACAAGCUUUGGUGGUGGAGGCAAGGAUGAUUCUUCUGCUUCUGUUUCUACCAAGAACAAUAAACCCAAAUAUUCUAGAUUCACACAGCAAGAGCUUUCUGCGUGUAAACCUAUUUUAACACCAGGAUGGGUCAUUUCAUCAUUCAUUGUUAUUGGAGUUGUGUUUAUCCCUAUAGGCCUUGCUUCCUUGUUUGCAUCAGAACAUUUGGUGGAAAUUGUGGAACGAUAUGACACAGAUUGCAUUCCUCCUGCUUAUAGAAAUAACAGCCUACAUUACAUACGAGCCAGCGAAACAAACAAGACGUGCACUAGAACCUUCAAUGUUCCAAAGCAUAUGAAAAGUCCUGUUUUCAUCUAUUACGAGCUUGAUAACUAUUACCAAAACCAUCGCCGAUAUGUAAAAAGUCGAAGUAAUACACAGUUGCGAGGCAAGGCCAGUGAAAGUGCCACAGAUACCUGCAAACCAGAAGCAGUCACUUCGAAUGGACAACCAGUUGUUCCCUGUGGCCUUGUUGCUUGGAGUUUGUUCAAUGACACCUACAGGUUUUCAGUCAAAAACGAGGUUUUAGAUGUUAGCAAAAAGAACAUCGCUUGGAAAAGUGACCAGGAGAAUAAAUUUGGUUCUGAUGUUUAUCCUAAAAAUUUCCAGAGUGGAAGCUUGAUUGGGGGUGGAAAACUCAAUUCAAGCAUACCUUUGAGUGAACAAGUAGAUCUAAUUGUAUGGAUGCGCACUGCAGCACUGCCAACGUUCAGAAAACUAUAUGGAAAGAUAGAAAGGGACCUUCCUGCUAACACUACAAUUACGGUUAUCAUUCAGAAUAAUUAUAAUACUUACAGUUUUGGAGGCAAAAAGAAGCUGGUUCUUUCAACCACGAGUUGUUUAGGUGGAAAAGAUAAUUUCUUGGGCAGUGCGUAUCUAUUUGUUGGUGGCUUGUGCUUGUUCUUGGCAGUGUGCUUCAUACUUGUAUAUGUGUUAAGGCCAAGGCCCAUUGGCGAUCCAUCCUACUUAUCUUGGAACAGGAAUCCAGGAGGAUAAGUGAAUUAGAACUCUAAACCAUGUUCUGUCAAUUUACAAGUUUGUGAUCCACCUUCUAGCCAUGCUUCUGCACAAGCUUCAUUUCUAUCGCACCAAACCAACAGUUCCGUAUAGGAAUCUAGAGCUUUGCAUUCUGAUAAAUGCAAUGACAUAUUGUCAUUAACUUAUUAUAUGAUGGGCUGAUUUUCGUCGUAUCA